AUGGGCAAACUCACAUCCACAAUCGGCAUACCCAUCAAGCUGCUCAACGAGGCACAGGGCCAUGUUGUCACAUUAGAACUCACAUCCGGUCAAGUCUACCGGGGCAAACUUCUGGAAGCGGAAGACAACAUGAACGUCCAACUAAAAGACAUCACCGCCACGGCCCGCGACGGGCGCGUCUCCCACCUCGACCAAGUCUACAUCCGAGGCAGCCACGUGCGGUUCUUCAUCGUCCCGGAUAUGCUCCGGAAUGCGCCCAUGUUCAGAUCUAGGGGGACAAGAGGACGAGGUGUCGGGCUAGCGAGAGGGCGGGCGACUGUCAAUCGCGCGCGAGCAGGGAGGAGGCAGUGA
Cladophialophora yegresii CBS 114405 is the source of this 351-nucleotide messenger RNA. Its product is annotated as small nuclear ribonucleoprotein D3. Gene Ontology annotation, molecular function: RNA binding. The transcript has 3 exons. NCBI's taxonomy places the organism in Eukaryota, Fungi, Ascomycota, Eurotiomycetes, Chaetothyriales, Herpotrichiellaceae. The coding region runs from base 1 to 351 and encodes 116 amino acids. Gene Ontology annotation, biological process: RNA processing; spliceosomal snRNP assembly. Gene Ontology annotation, cellular component: spliceosomal tri-snRNP complex; pICln-Sm protein complex; commitment complex. The record is from RefSeq and is a predicted model, not a curated record.